UCCCUUGUUAAUAACUCGGGCCAAUCCCUUCUUGCACGCCGGUAUCACUAGACGGCCGGAGCGGCGGCAGAGAGAGAUAGAGAGAGAGAGAGAGAGAGAGCGCGAUGGCGGAGGUGGCGAGCUCGGUGGUGCACGAGGUGCUCGGCGACCGGGCGCGCGACGUCGAUGAGCCCAUAAUCGAUUACAUCAUCAACGUCCUCGCCGACGAGGACUUCGACUUCGGCGUCGACGGCGACGGCGCCUUCGAGGCCGUCGGCGAGCUCCUCGUUGAUUCGGGUUGCGUCCGGGACGACGCCGAGGGACAAUUGGUCUGCAGCAAAAUUUCAGAGAAGUUUGGAAAACAUGGGCUAGUGAAACCUAAAGAAGCUGUUAGAAGUCUAGCCACACCUUUGCGGAUGUAUGAUGGGAUGGAUGAGACUGAAACCCGAAAGAAACAGCCGGAGGUGCUUGAUGGUCCAGUGCUCUCUGAACGUGAUAAGGCAAAACUUGAAAGAAGAAAGAGGAAAGAUGAGCGACAGAGACAGGCCCAAUAUCAAAUGCAUUUGGCGGAGAUGGAGGCAGUUAGAGCAGGGAUGCCUGUUAUAUCCGUAUAUCAUGGUGGAAAUGAGGGACCAGCUGUCAGGGAUAUCCAUAUGGAGAACUUUACUGUUUCGGUUGGUGGCCGUGAUCUCAUCAAAGAUGCUUCAGUGACUCUUUCAUUUGGAAGGCACUAUGGUCUUGUUGGGAGAAAUGGUACCGGUAAAACUUCUUUCCUGAGGCAUAUGGCUAUGCAUGCUAUUGAUGGUAUUCCUAAGAACUGCCAAAUACUACAUGUGGAGCAAGAAGUUGAGGGAGAUGACACAUCAGCCCUGCAGUGUAUCCUGAACUCUGAUAUUGAGAGAAUUCAACUCUUGGAAGAAGAAGCUCGUCUACUUUCACAACAGAGAGAUCUAGAAUAUGAUGAAGAAACGGGAAAGAGUAAUGCCAAGGUUAAUGGUUCAAUAGACAAAGAUGCUAUGUCAAAAAGACUUGAACAGAUAUAUGAAAGACUUGAGUUUAUUGAUGCUUAUUCUGCAGAGUCACGUGCUGCUUCGAUUUUGGCGGGUCUUAGCUUUACUCCAGAAAUGCAGCGGAAGCCUACAAAAACAUUUUCUGGUGGAUGGCGGAUGCGAAUAGCUCUUGCGCGUGCUCUGUUUAUUGAGCCUGAUUUACUACUACUUGAUGAACCAACGAACCAUCUUGAUCUUCAUGCUGUAUUAUGGCUGGAAACAUAUCUGGUUAGAUGGCCCAAAACACUUAUUGUGGUUUCUCAUGCCAGAGAGUUUUUGAAUACGGUAGUUACAGAUAUUAUCCAUUUACAUGGACAAAAGCUGACUACUUACAAAGGGGACUAUGACACGUUUGAGAGGUCACGUGAAGAGCAGCUCAAAAAUCAACAGAAGGCCUUUGAAUCAAGCGAAAAGUCUAGGGCCCACAUGCAGGCUUUCAUUGACAAAUUUCGUUACAAUGCAAAGCGGGCAUCCCUUGUUCAGUCGAGAAUCAAGGCAUUGGAGCGAAUGGGUCAUGUAGAUGCUGUCGUCAGUGAUCCAGACUACAAAUUUGAGUUCCCAACCCCGGAUGACAGACCAGGGCCUCCAAUUAUAAGUUUCAGUGAUGCAUCAUUUGGUUAUCCAGGAGGGCCCAUCUUGUUUAAAAACUUGAAUUUUGGUAUAGACCUUGACAGUCGCAUUUCAAUGGUUGGUCCAAAUGGCAUUGGCAAGUCCACCUUACUCAAAUUAAUAUCCGGAGAUCUUCAACCAACUUCUGGAACCGUGUUUCGUUCUGCAAAGGUUCGUAUGGCUGUAUUUAGUCAACACCAUGUCGAUGGGCUCGACCUAUCUUCAAAUCCCCUUCUCUAUAUGAUGCGAUGCUACCCUGGAGUACCUGAACAGAAACUUAGAGCUCAUUUGGGUUCAUUUGGUAUUACGGGAAAUCUUGCACUCCAGCCAAUGUACACUCUGUCAGGUGGUCAGAAAAGCAGGGUUGCAUUUUCAAAGAUCACCUUCAAAAAACCCCACAUUAUAUUGCUUGAUGAGCCAUCAAACCAUCUUGACUUAGAUGCUGUUGAGGCACUCAUCCAGGGUCUUGUUCUCUUCCAAGGAGGAGUGCUAAUGGUAAGCCAUGAUGAACAUCUAAUAUCAGGGAGUGUUGACGAGCUGUGGGUAGUAUCAGAGGGCAAGGUCACACCGUUUUCAGGGACAUUCCAUGAUUACAAGAACAUGCUGAGGUCCUCUGGAAAUUGAUCAGAUCUGUUCCCUACCUCAAAACAUGCAUGCACAGCACACAUACACCAAUCUCACAAAGUACCUUUGCCAAUAUUCUAUUAAAACUUAUAGCAUAUUCAUGACAAUGCAAUUUUGUAGAAUAUUUCAAAGUGCAAUGCAGGUUUGACCUUUGUUUAUCCCACUAUUGUAUUUGAUAUGGAGUCCCCCAAUUCCCUGAUCCUGGGUGCAUGAUGGCCAGGCCCUGUAGCCUAUGGGGCACGGUCGGGGACUUUGGGCAAGACAUGGGCAAAGAGGUUAGGGGAGUUCGGGCGAGGCACAACCGGGAAGAUUUGGCAAGAUGUGGGCGACAGAGAGAUUGAAGGGAGGUUCGACAGGGCAUGGAUGAGGGAGAUUUGUUGAGAUGUCAGUGAGAGGUCAAGGAGAGGCAUGGUGGGGGUAUAGCUAUGGAGUUUUGGUGAGAGGCGAGGUCAGGAUGGGAUAAUGUUCUUUGGACUAAAGGCAGGCCACAAGUGCUAAUUUUAUCAAAGCUAGGUUAUCAAGUUGUCCCAAUCGUCUUAGGCUUUCCCAUUCCUCUGAUUUUUGUCGCAUACGGUAUGCUCUAUUUAAUCAGCUGUAUUUUCCUUUGACAAUGUUUAUUUUUGGUCAUGACAAAUAUGUAUCAGCUGUCAAUUCAGAUCAA
This is a messenger RNA of Phoenix dactylifera (date palm), 2922 nucleotides long. It is a transcript of the gene ABCF3, whose product is annotated as general control non-repressible 3. The record is from RefSeq and is a predicted model, not a curated record. Gene Ontology annotation, molecular function: ATP hydrolysis activity; ATP binding. NCBI's taxonomy places the organism in Eukaryota, Viridiplantae, Streptophyta, Magnoliopsida, Arecales, Arecaceae.